This is a messenger RNA of Paralichthys olivaceus (Japanese flounder), 1095 nucleotides long. It is a transcript of the gene zcchc9, whose product is annotated as zinc finger, CCHC domain containing 9. Gene Ontology annotation, cellular component: nucleolus. The record is from RefSeq and is a predicted model, not a curated record. Gene Ontology annotation, molecular function: nucleic acid binding; zinc ion binding. Lineage: Eukaryota; Metazoa; Chordata; Actinopteri; Pleuronectiformes; Paralichthyidae.
AGGGGGCGCUCUGCAGACUGCAGAUGAUUUUUCAACCCGUGGAACAAACGCAAAGAAGAAGAGCAAACACUUCCGGGACAAGCCAAACACGCGGAAAUCCUCACAGGCCAGAGGGUGCAGUCAUGACGAGAUGGGCGAGAGCCAAUAACGUCCACAAGCACAAACCAUCAGAGGCCACUCCAUGGAGUCAGCUUAGAGCAAGGGGAAGAGGCCAGCCAGGCAGCUCUGGUGACCACCUAAGGGGGACUCAGCCUGGUGGAUUUGCUGUGAAAAAACCGAACCGCAAGAAGAAGGAUUACAACAAUGAAGAUGUGAACGGAUUCCUGGAGUAUCUUCAGCAGAAUGGACAGCCACUGCCCAAAACUGAUGAUGGAGGGAAGGAGCUGGGCCAGGAUUUCAGGGAAGAGGUAGGAAUCGCCUUGAAGAAAGACCGAAGAAGAGAGGACAGAAGGAUAAAGAGACAGACAGAUAAAAAGAGCAACAUGAUGUGUUUUAACUGCAGGAAGCCAGGUCACGGUUUGGCAGACUGUCCAGAGGCCGACAGAGACGAGGAGAUGGGCCGAGGCAUUUGCUAUCGCUGUGGCUCCACUGAACAUGAAAUCCACAAAUGUAAAGCUAAAGUGGACCCGGCUCUGGGCGAUUACCCGUAUGCAAAGUGCUUCAUCUGCGGUCAGACUGGACACUUGUCACGAUCCUGCCCAGAUAAUCCUAAAGGACUGUAUGCACAAGGAGGCUCCUGUCGUGUUUGUGGUUCAGUGGAACAUUUUCAGAAGGACUGUCCGGAGCACCAGGCUGCAACCAACUCUGUGACAGUGGGCUGGUUGUCCAACAACAUGAGCGCAGACCACGAGGAAGUACAUGUUCCAGUGAAGAAAACCAAACCCAAACAGACUAAGGUGGUGACAUUCUGAGCUGCUAAGAUGAUGUGCAGCUCAAUGGAGUUUCAUCCACGGAAUUCAUAUAUUUAUCUCUAACCAAACCCCUGUUCUGGAUUACAUUGAGUAUUUGCCUUCAAACACAGUGAAGUGGUUCACACACAUUCGGAUGUUUUUGUGUAUAACUGAGUCCUUUUCAAUAAAAUGUUACCUCCAUAUA